Galeopterus variegatus (Sunda flying lemur) is the source of this 1182-nucleotide messenger RNA. It is a transcript of the gene RTCA, whose product is annotated as RNA 3'-terminal phosphate cyclase. The transcript is spliced from 10 exons. Gene Ontology annotation, biological process: RNA processing. Lineage: Eukaryota; Metazoa; Chordata; Mammalia; Dermoptera; Cynocephalidae. Gene Ontology annotation, cellular component: nucleus. The coding region runs from base 166 to 1182 and encodes 338 amino acids. Gene Ontology annotation, molecular function: RNA-3'-phosphate cyclase activity. The record is from RefSeq and is a predicted model, not a curated record.
UCCGGUUUGCUGGGAGGCUGCAGCUUCAUCCACCUUCCGGCAAGGCCUCUUCAGCCCCGGGCGCAGACCGAGGUUUUAGAGCUGCGGGGUGGGAGCCGACGUCUCUUCUUCCUUGCUCUUUGGCAGAGGCUUUGUGGCCGUGGGCCGGGCCCCAGGGCGUCCCCCAUGGCGGGGCAGCUGGUGGAGGGCGACGGCGGGAUCAUGGAAGGGGGCGGCCAGAUCCUCAGGGUCUCUACAGCCCUUAGCUGUCUCCUGGGCCUCCCGUUGCGGGUGCAGAAGAUCCGGGCCGGCCGCAGCACGCCAGGCCUGAGGCCUCAACAUUUAUCUGGACUGGAAAUGGUUCGAGAUUUGUGUGAUGGACAACUGGAGGGGGCAGAAAUUGGCUCAACAGAAAUAACCUUUAUACCAGAAAAGAUCAAAGGUGGAAUCCACACAGCAGAUACCAAGACUGCAGGGAGUGUGUGCCUCUUGAUGCAGGUCUCAAUGCCCUGUGUUCUCUUUGCUGCUUCUCCAUCAGAACUUCGUUUGAAAGGUGGAACUAAUGCUGAAAUGGCACCACAAGUUGAUUACACGGUGAUGGUUUUCAAGCCAAUUGUUGAAAAAUUUGGUUUCGAAUUUAAUUGUGACAUUAAAAUGAGGGGCUAUUACCCAAAAGGUGGUGGUGAAGUGAUUAUCCGAAUAUCACCAGUUAAACAAUUGAACCCAAUAAAUUUAACUGACCGUGGCUCUGUGACUAAAGUAUAUGGAAGAGCUUUCGUUGCUGGUGUUUUGCCAUUUAAAGUAGCAAAAGAAAUGGCAGCGGCAGCUGUGAGAUGCAUCAGAAAGGAGAUCAGGGAUCUGUAUGUUAAUAUCCAGCCUGUUCAGGAACCUAAAGACCAAGCAUUUGGCAAUGGAAAUGGAAUAAUCAUUAUUGCUGAGACAUCCACUGGCUGUUUGUUUGCUGGAUCAUCGCUUGGUAAACGAGGUGUAAAUGCAGACAAGGUUGGAAUUGAAGCUGCCGAAAUGCUAUUAGCAAAUCUUAGACAUGGUGGUACUGUGGAUGAGUAUCUGCAAGACCAGCUGAUUAUUUUCAUGGCAUUAGCCAAUGGAGUUUCCAGAAUAAAAACAGGACCAGUUACACUCCAUACGCAAACAGCUAUACAUUUUGCUGAACAACUAGCAAAGGUAAAUAUUCCAUCAUAA